AUGUCGACACUGGUGGAUGAGCUGCUGCAGGACUUUGAGGACUCAGGGUCCGAGCAGGGCGAUGAGCGAAACGGUGAUGCUAUCCUAGGUGACAACGAUGUUGAGGACACCAACGGACUGCAUGCGACUCGCGACAUGGAUCUUGACGGCGGCGACAUGGAUGGUGAUGAUGGAGACGAAGAUGAGGAGAUGGGCGGCGUGCCAGACGCCGGAAAGCAAGCACCAGAGGACCCAGAAGAGGCCAAGGCGCGGAUAGAAAAGCUGCAACUGAAAGGAGUCGACGACGUGCGCGCCGUCGCAGGGCUCAUGAAGACCCUAGAACCAGUACUUGAGAAAAUCGCACACUUCCAAGCACAACCACCAGAAGCGCGAGAUAACUUGAUCGGGAAUAUCGAGGAUCACCCCGAGUACGAGCUCCUCACCGAGUCGAAUCAAUUGUCCACGUCGAUCGAUAGCGAAGUUGUGUUGGUGCACAAGUACAUCAGAGACCACUACUCUGUACGAUUCCCCGAGCUUGAGACGCUUGUUACGAACCCUCUCGAGUACGCCAAGGUCGUUGCCGUUCUCGGAAAUGGUCCCUUUGAUCAAGAAAACAUCAAAACGUUACAGACGACCGCGGAUAAUAUCCUGGGAGCCAGCCUCAAGUCCGUUCUUGAUGGUCCGUCGCUCAUGAUCGUCACGUUGGAGGCCACUAGAUCAAACGGACGAGACAUGUCACCGGAUGAGCUGAGCAGAGUCAUGCGCGCCUGCAAGAUGGUCAUUGACCUUGACACAGCCAAGAGGACGCUGACAGAAUACGUGCAAUCGCGAAUGAAUAUCUUCGCGCCAAACCUGACUGCCAUGGUCGGAUCCCUGACAGCAGCACAACUGCUCAACGCAGCGGGCGGUCUAACUGGUCUGUCCAAGACCCCAGCAUGCAACAUCUCCGCCUGGGGCUCCAAGAAACAGCAGAGCGGCGCCCUUGCUACAAAUGUCACGAUCCGGCAACAGGGCUUUCUCUUCCACUCUCCCAUCGUCCGCAGCGUCUCGUCUGACAUCAAAAAACAGGCCUUGCGGAUUGUAUCUGCCAAGGUCGUCCUCGCGGCACGCGUGGACUGCGCUCACUCCAGCCCAGAUGGCUCAACCGGCGAGGACUUCAAGCAGAAUUGCCUCGAGCGCCUGGACAAGCUGCAGGAGAAACCCCUGAACAAGGGGCAACGGGCCCUACCCGUGCCGGACGACAAGCCCAGCCGCAAGCGGGGUGGCCGCCGUGCGAGAAAGGCGAAGGAAGCUGUAGCCAUGACGGAGCUGCGCAAAGCACAAAACCGUUUGGCCUUUGGCAAAGAGGAGAAGGAGGCGGGCUACGGCACGGGUGACUCCACCGUGGGCAUGGGUAUGAUCGGACAGACGGACACAGGACGGGUCCGAGGCACACAAAUCGACGCGCGCACGCGCGCAAAACUCAGCGCCAAGAACAAGGGAUGGGGCGGCAUCGGCGGGCUCUCGAGCUCGAUCAACUCGGGUGCGGCGAGCACGCUCAAGUUUGGGCAGAACGCCGCCGCUGCGGGCAGCCUCGACCUGCGCGGCAAGGGCCUGCGGACGUCAGGUGUCGGUACGACGCUCGGCGGCGGCGGCACGGUCUCGUCGCUCAACUUCACGCCCGUGCAGGGCCUGGAGCUGGUCGACCCCAAGGUCCAGGCCGAGCUGAAGAGAAAACGACAGGAGGAGCAAGACCGAUGGUUCAAGGGCGGCACGUUCACGCAGGUUGGCGGCGGCAGUGGUGGCAGCAGCGAUGGGGUGUUCAAGAAGCCUGAUUUGCCGCCUAGCAAGAGACAGAAAUAG
Cryphonectria parasitica EP155 is the source of this 1821-nucleotide messenger RNA. RefSeq names its product Nop domain-containing protein. The record is from RefSeq and is a predicted model, not a curated record. NCBI's taxonomy places the organism in Eukaryota, Fungi, Ascomycota, Sordariomycetes, Diaporthales, Cryphonectriaceae. Bases 1 to 1821 code for a protein of 606 amino acids. Gene Ontology annotation, cellular component: U4 snRNP; U4/U6 x U5 tri-snRNP complex; precatalytic spliceosome. The transcript is spliced from 2 exons. Gene Ontology annotation, biological process: spliceosomal tri-snRNP complex assembly; mRNA splicing, via spliceosome.